AUUCUGAAUUUCAAAAAUUCAAGUGUAAAUGCGGGCUUUAUAAAAAAGUGAAGAAAAAGAAGAGAGUGAAACCAUGGACUCAUGGGGCAUUACAUCAGCAACAACAAUGAGAUAGGAAAAAAUAGGAUAAUUGUAGAAUGAAAUCAGUGAUAUGAAGGAAGUGAUCCUUUUAUUUAGAUUUUUGGUUCAACUGGUUGUUUAUAUCUGCAAUUUUCUGUGGUAUUCUGUUGGGUGCAAGGAGACUGCCAAAUCAGUACUUCUUCCAAUGCCUGCUCCCUUUUUGAUAGGGGCUUUCUUACUGGUAGUAGGCUGAUAUCCUUUGGAACAUUAAGAUAUCCUGGUUGCUGAGAAACUUUAGCACUCUUCAAUUCCAUGAAGUUUACAUGUUUAAGUGAGGGCAGGGGCUACUAUUUCCCACCAUGCCACAUAGUUAAUAUAUGUGGUUUCCGGGUGUUACUUGACUGCCCUUUGGACCUUUCAGCCCUAGCUGUAUUUUCUCCCCUACCAAUUGUUAUUUCUUCCCUGCUUGAUGAGAAAGCUUCUAUUCAUAGCGGCCAAAGUUCAUCAAAUUCAGAGUCUGUAAGACAGGAAGUUUCGGAGCUUUUUCAUUCCAAAAAUUUGAUACAAGCUGAGCCUUGGUAUAAAACUGUGAAAAGUUUGCAGCUUUGGAGUAUUUAUUCCAUAGAUGUGGUACUAAUCUCAAGUCCUAUGGGUAUGCUAGGGUUACCUUUUCUUACCCGCCUCAAAGACUUCAGAGCAAAGAUAUAUGCAACGGAAGCAGCUUCCAGACUAGGGAAACUGAUGAUGGAGGACCUUAUUUCCAUGCAUAUGGAGUUGAGACAAUUCUAUGGGCCUGAAGAGUCUGGUUGCCCUCAAUGGAUGACAUGGGAAAAACUUGAACUACUUCCUAGGGCACUAAAGGAUAUUGUUUUAGGCAGUGAAAGGACAGAGCUUGGUGGAUGGAUGUCCAUAUACAGUGCAGCUGAUAUGAAGGGUUGCAUGGAGAAGGUUCAAUUCCUUAAGUAUGCUGAAGAAGCCUACUAUAAUGGCUCAUUGACCAUAAAAGCAUUGAGUUCUGGUUUAGAGAUAGGUGCUUGUAAUUGGAAUAUUCUGAGUCCAAAAGGAAACAUUAUUUAUCUUUCUGGCUCUGUUUUUGCAUCAGCAACUGCAACCAGUUUCGAUUACAAAGCUCUUGAAAGAAGUGAUGUUCUAUUAUAUUCAGACUUCACAGCCUGCAAUGAUGUUGAUGGUGAAAAGAAUGAUUUCCCUCGUGCUACUGGCAGUUCCUAUUCAAGUAAUAUUGGUAGUUGUUGGGAAACAAUACCUGAAUCAUGGCUUGAUUCAGAUGAGUACUCUGAAGAGAUGGAAAAAGUAUCUUUUAUAUGUUCAUGUGCGUUGGACACUAUUAGUGAUGGAGGAUCAGUCCUUAUUCCCAUUGGACGGCCCGGAGUCAUGUUGCAGCUGUUGGAGAACAUAUCACUUUCUCUAGAAUCUUCAAAUUUAAAGGUUCCUAUAUACUUUGUUUCUUCUGUGGCGGAAGAGUUGUUGGCAUUUUCCAAUAUCAUACCUGAAUGGCUGUCCAGUCAACUGCAAGAAAGAUUUUGUUCUGGGCAACCACUAUUCACGCAUAUUCAGCUGUCAAACGAGAAAAAGCUCUUCGUAUCUCCUGCAAUACAUUCAUCAAAAUUCCUAACAAGUUGGCAGGAACCUUGCAUAGUAUUCUGUCCUCACUGGAGUUUGCGACUUGGCCCUGUUGUCCAUCUCCUUCAACGUUGGUGUGCAGAUCCUAACUCGUUGCUUAUCAUUGAGGAAAGAGCUGAUAUCAAGUUGGCUUUGUUGCCUUUUGAGCCAAUGUCAAUGAAGGUCCUUCAAUGUUCAUUCAUCUCUGGAAUAAAGCUAAAGAAAGCUAUACCUUUACUAAAGAUAUUACAACCUAAACAUGUGCUGGUCCCUGAGAGUUUGAGGCCCCAUAUUAGCUGUUGGAACCCCAAAUUUUCGGUCCAUAGUUUCUCCGAAAAUGAAACUGUAGUUGUGCCCAAGUUGAAAACAUUUGCAGAUAUGGACAUUGCCAUGGACAUGGCUUCUGGGCUGCUCAUUGAUACAAAAAUGAUACAGGGAAAAAAUAUUGCAAGAUUAAAGGGAGAGUUGCUCAUUGAGCAGGGAAAGUAUCGGUGUGUUCUUAGAAACAAGCAAGUGCUUUCUUCGCAAGUUAGGCCAUUGCUAUUUCUGGGUAGAGUUGACUUGGACUCCCUUCUGAUGGCUUUAAAGAAGAUGGGUAUGAAAGUAGCUGCACAGCAUGCCCAGAGUACUGAUGGAUCAGAAAAUGUAUCACUUAUAUUCAUCUCGGAGCCCAAUGAAGCCUUGAUAGAGAUUACAUCAACUCAAACCACGAUAAGCGUUGGUGAUGAGACUACUGCUUCGCUGGUUUCUGAGGCUGUUCGUAGCACUUUAGUUUGUUUCUGAUAAAAGAUGG
Messenger RNA from Solanum stenotomum, 2473 nucleotides. RefSeq lists its product as uncharacterized. NCBI's taxonomy places the organism in Eukaryota, Viridiplantae, Streptophyta, Magnoliopsida, Solanales, Solanaceae. The record is from RefSeq and is a predicted model, not a curated record. Gene Ontology annotation, biological process: snRNA processing. Gene Ontology annotation, cellular component: integrator complex. Bases 373 to 2463 code for a protein of 696 amino acids. The transcript is spliced from 12 exons.